GGAAGCAGCAGUAGGAUGGAGUAGGAGCAGUGAGAGUGUGAGGCUCAUUCUGUGUUCAGACCUCGCGGCGGGAGCACCUUACUUCUAUCAGCUCGGGAAGAUCUUUGCUCUCGCGUUCUCUGUUGAGAUAUUAUUUUACACGGACAAGGAUACGAGGAUGACGCCAGAGUGGAUGUCGCCGCUGCUGGUCUCAGUGCUGCGGCUGAUCUUCAUCGCGACGCUGUCCAUCGUCAACUGGAUGGCCCUCUGGCGACUCUCCUGCAGCAGCAGAAGAGACGGCAGGAAGGCCGAGCGCCUCUUGGUCACCUCCAUCAUCGUGGUAAGCCUCGUGUACCUGACGGCGGUGUGGGCGCCCUUCACUCUCUCGGCGUUGAAGCACGACCUGGCGGACCUCCAUGGCGGCGGCCACGCGGCGGGCGAGCUCCGCCUCGGCCGCGGCUCCUUCCACGAAGCCGUCCGCCAUGUGAAGCCGCGGACCGCCGACAGCGGCGAGAGCGGCAGCAGCGACGAGUUCACCGUGGAGUACAUUGACCUGAGCAACGGCGAGGUGUACUCGAGCAGGACAGAGGCGCUGUCGCGGGCCACGAGAGCGACCACGGGGUUGAAGGCGCUGACCGCCGAGGCGCAAAGCCCUCCACGCGAGGUUCCUGUCGAGCCCUCGUCGGCCAAGCCUACCGCCUCCUUCACUGCCUUCCCCGUCACAACCUCGAACCUCGCGCCCGUCGUCUGGAGCAGCGACGAGCAGGACCUCAUCACGUCGUCCUGCGCCUACAGCCUUGCCUUUACCGCCGUGGCCCGACUCGCCAUUCUUAGGAGGCCACUCCUUCACCCGCGAGGCUCAUGGGGCGUGGGCGCAGGGGCGGGGAUUCUAGUGGGCGUGCCAGCUGCCGUGACCGUGCUAGUUAGAACUCUCGGGGGCACCACGCCCCAUUUCGCUCCCCACCAGCCCGAGUUCACCGCCGCGGGCUACUUCCUCUACAGCAUCAUCUGCGACGCACACAUCACCCAGGCCUACGUCAUCAGCCUCUUCCUGGAAUGGGCGGCGCUGUUCACGCUCCUGCUGGUGAUCCUGGCCCUCGUGGUGAGCGUCGCCACUAGGUCAUCCAAGGUCAUGAUGAGGGAGGAGGAGGAGGAAAUGCACGAGGAGGAGGAAGGCCUGGGCAGCGUGGAGGGCUGGGCGAGAGACGCAGUGCUGACAAUCGGAGCACUUUGGGCGUGGCCGCUGAAGCCUACUCUUGUGCUCAUCCUCUACUGUGUUUAUGGUCCGCACUGGACUAAUGUCGUCUGCUGGCUGGCCCAUGUGGUCGUGGCCAUCCCCGCCGUCUUCAUCCCGCUGGCGGUAUUCCUCAGUCCCCAGAGCCAGAGCCUCAAGGCCGCCGGCCUUCCUACCGCCCAAGAUCUCCAAGUGCGCAAGAAUAAGGAGGAGAGGCAAGAGGACAAGGCAGUUCCGAAGCAGGAAGAAAUUGCGAGAGAAUGUACCGAAGGGAAAGACUCUCCGUCCGAAGCCAAGGGAAAUGAUUCCCCUCAGGACUUGGCCGGAGAGGAGGCGACGGAGCAGCCCGCCGCCCAGGGCACGAGGAAGGCUGGAGAGAGCCCUCGAGACAACCUCAAGUUCUAUCUCGGAACGGACAUCCUCAAGUACGGCAUUCGAUCUUCACAGAAGCAUGACGACAGAAAGAUGAUACUUACGAGUGAGUGGGGUCUCCCGAGCAUCAGCGAAGUGUGAGGAUGGAAAGGGAGGCGAUGAGACGAAAAUACGUUGCAUUCUUUAUAAGACAAACUGAAAAUAUGCAAGCUCCUAGCAAUUGCAAUUAACGUGUCUUCCAUUAUUUAACGACUGAGGCCGUCCUGCCUUUUCACAAAGUUUGAUUGUGACAUAAGAGCAGAGGAUUCCAGGAAGAGUCUUACCGAGUCUUUCAUACACCGCUGCAGAGUUGUUCAGCUGUUGUGUGUGCAGCAGUCCCGAGGCAUCGUUCUCAUGAUGCAUUUCCUUAUUUAUCAGUCGAGUGAACACCUGUGAUGUUUCUAACAUGGCAGUUAUAUAUCUAUUCCCAUAUCUAUAUUUUAGAAGUGUAAUGUUAUUUAUAUUUGUAGGUUAAUUCAGUUGGACACAGCUUUCAACUGUUCGGAUGUUUAACAUCUGUAUAUUUAAUUGUUUAAGCAACAGGUCGGUAUCUCACGGUGCAUAUAUUGCGGCAUUAGUACAUGUGUUUGACACAUAUAUGUUGAGAUAUAUUGGAUAUUACGUACAUAUUUAGACACCCACAUACACAUAUUAGUUACAGCAUAUAUCUGUUAACAAUGACACAAGUUUUGUACUGCAAACAUGUGCUAACACUGGGCGUUGUACAGUGGUGUCCAACUCUACAUGCACCCGUUUGCACUACUGCAUUAAGGUCAAAUUCACAUCAAACACGUGGAAUACAUUUUGCGCAUUCCGGGAGGAGGAUCUCUUACGGUCUGCAGAUCACUUGUUAAUGUCGCACUUUGUCCUUGAUAUUAUUUUUUUCCAUUUUCAUUCCCUGCAAUCUUUUGAUUUUGUGAUUUAUGUAAUAUCACCGGACACGUUUCCGAAUCUUUUUUCCAUUUCUUUCUCUUCUUUUUACAUUCUGAAGACAUCUUGAAAGGAUGUUCUUACUAUGUUGUUAUUGAUCAUCUCAGCCGAACUAAGAAUUAAAUUAUCUCAUUCCGUUACCACAGUGACUGAUAUUGUUAUAUAUAUACGUAUAUAUUUU
Messenger RNA from Penaeus chinensis, 2735 nucleotides. RefSeq lists its product as uncharacterized. The transcript is spliced from 7 exons. Bases 158 to 1726 code for a protein of 522 amino acids. The record is from RefSeq and is a predicted model, not a curated record. Lineage: Eukaryota; Metazoa; Arthropoda; Malacostraca; Decapoda; Penaeidae.